AUGCCCGCCCCCCUCCGCGACGCGCUGAUCGUCUUCGGCCCGCCCUUCGUGCACCGGAAGAGGUUCUGGGUCACCAUGGUGGCCGCCUGGCUCGUCGGCGCCGUGGACGCCCUCGUGGGGCUCCUCUUCUACUGGUGCUUCGAGCGGGGCAGCGGCGCCCUGUGGUACACGCCGGCCUUCGAGGAGGCCAUGAGCGGCGACGGCUGGGGGCUGCUCCAGGGCCAGUGGUGGUACGUGCCGAUGGGGGCGGGGGGCGGCCUGGCCCUGGCGGUGUUCAAGGCCGCCUACGGGACCUUCGUGACCGUGCUCCCCGACAGCGUCCCCCCGAUGUUCACCGAGAUCAAGGACCCGGACACCGUGGUUCACGAUUGGAAGGCGGCCCCCGGGGUGUUCGUCAUGGGGCUCAUCUCCCUCAGCUGUGGCAGUAGCUUGGGCCCAGAAGCCACGAUGGCGUUCGUCGGCGGCACGGUGGGCUACUUCGUAUGGAGGCUCACCGACCGCUUCGUCGCCUUCGGCCUCGAGGAGGAUGUGGCGGCUGAGACGGUGCCGUCUUGCGGCGGUGACCCGCCCCCCACGGCAUCAUCUUCGGAAUGUGGCCUGCGCCAGGAGGGAGGCGACGCCCUCGACGCGGGCGGCACCGUGCCCCUCCCAGAGGAGCUUGAGGCGCAGCCCGAGCUGGCCGCGACGGUCUCGGGCCCGCCGGCCGCCCCCACGCAGGGCCUCCGCACGCCGACGAGCGUGGAGGAGGGCUCCUGCGGGGACGCCGUCUCGCUCCCGGACAGGGCCAACUCGAAGCGGAACAUCCGCUUCAGCGAGCGCGACAGGAAGCUGCUGAUCCUGGCCGGCAUCUCGGGCGCCAUGGGGGCCGUGUUCCCCUCGCCGCUGGUCCCCGCGAUACUCAUCGCCCGCGGUGCUCGACGCCCUGGUCGGCGACUACCCCGUCAUCCGCAGGCAGGGCGAGCUGAGGGUCACCGCGCUGGAGAAGCUGAUCGUGACCACGGCCUCCUCGAGCGUAUCGUACGUUCUCUACGGAGCGAUCUCGUCGAAAACCUUCAUGAAGGAGACCGAGGGCUUGGGGCCCGAUCCGACCGUAUACGAGUACCGGCAGGUCUUCUCGGCGGUCAUCCUCGGCCUGUUCAGCGGUGCGUUUGGGCUGCUCGGCUUCUCAAUGAACUUCCUCGCGAAGAAGUGCGUUCAGAAGCUGCACCAGAGACUGAACCGGCUCGGCAGAGAGCGCUUCGGGAUGCAGCAUCCCGCCCGCCAGCUCGGAGGCAUGCUGGUGCCGGUGGUCGGUGGCCUCGCCUGGGGGCUCUGCGCGGUCUUCUUGCCGCUCACGCUCGGCGGAGGUGA
This is a messenger RNA of Prorocentrum cordatum, 1350 nucleotides long. Lineage: Eukaryota; Dinophyceae; Prorocentrales; Prorocentraceae. The record is from the annotation of a GenBank genome assembly.